AUGUCGGUGAAGAAGAGUGAGCCCGCGUCGCAGGAUUCGCUGGUCCAUCCCCAAGUGGCGACCUUUUUUCGGUUGGGCUACAAGAACCACUCCCAGUGGAGUGCCCUCGGCUCCGCUUUCUUUGUCCUCGUCUCGGGUGGCAUGAGCCUGGCCUGGGGGGCAGGAUUCGCCAUCCAUUCGUCGCACCGGGAGCAGCUGCUCCUCACUUUUCACAUGCAAGUGGCCUGGUAUGCCACUGCCACCCUGGGAGCCCUCUUUGGGGCAUUCUUCACUCACCGACUGCCGCAACAACCGAUUUACAUUUUCUGCUCCUGCCUGGUGAUUGCUUCGGGGGUCCUGUUCCUUGCCUGGCCGGAGAGUCCGGGAACCGUGAUCGCAGCCCGCUACUUGGAUGGCCUCGCCAACGGUCUGGUUUUCGUGCCCGCCCUGAGCACAGCGGGCGAGAUUGCAGUGGGUGGAGUCCGGGGUUUCCUGGCCGCUACCGUGGAGCAACUGAGCUCCAACACAGGAAUUCUGAUGCAGCUGCUCUACACAGCCGUUUGGCAGGUGGAGUGGAACGUGGCUAUUGUGGCGGACCAGGUGCACGGAGUGCUCUCGAUAAUCUACGGGGUGGUGGCCCUAGCCAUGGCCUUGGCCCUCUGCGUGGAGUCACCGGUCCACCUGCUGAUGAGGGCCAACGAGCAAAGGGCAGUGGUGGCACUGCGGCACCUGCAACGGCCCUACAUGGUGACCAGUGAGACCCUGUUGCGGCUGGACGAACACAAACUGUAUGUGGCCACCUAUCGGGAGAUGGGCUGGUGGCCGAGUCUCCAAAACGGAUUUCCUUCGCUGGUCAAGGUCCUGGCGCACAGACUACUCGGAAGCAUGUGCCUCAACCUGGUAAUAUGGAGUGCACUGUGCGAAACCGCCAGCGAGGUGGUUAGCUACUUCCAGGCCUGGCCAUAUGUAGUGUUUGGAGUGCUGCGGUGGUGUGGCUGCCUUUGCGUGGCGCCUCUAAUGGACACCACAGGACGCAAGUCCCCCACUCUCUUUGGUACAUUUUCGUCGGGAACUCUCGCCUUCGCCUUUGCCUUUUUGAUGGGCAGGACACCGCAUAUGAUCGCCGCCUUGGUGGUGCUCUUCCUUCUGCAAUUUUUCGCUGGUGUGGGUCAGUCCUCCUCGGCUGUCUACCUUACCGAGGCCUUUCCUCUGAGCCUGAAGCCACAUUUGGUGGCAGUAUCCUAUGUCCUGGAGCAGCUCACACGGCUCGGACUCUGUAGCUUUUCUCCAUCCAGAAGUGACAUUACAGCCUAUUUUCACGUCCUUGGGGGACUCUCCAUGGUGUUUUUUCUCCUCGGAAUUUUCUGUCUUCCGGAGACGAAGGUUAUCCCAUUGGCGGAGGCUCAGCAAAAGUUUUCCAAGUGGUUCAACAAGGAUUUCUGAUAAUAAAUACUUGACUAAGUUAUCACGGCAAUCAAAUACGUUUAUUGUUUUAUG
This is a messenger RNA of Drosophila bipectinata, 1476 nucleotides long. RefSeq names its product solute carrier family 2, facilitated glucose transporter member 8. Gene Ontology annotation, cellular component: membrane. The record is from RefSeq and is a predicted model, not a curated record. NCBI's taxonomy places the organism in Eukaryota, Metazoa, Arthropoda, Insecta, Diptera, Drosophilidae. Gene Ontology annotation, biological process: transmembrane transport. Gene Ontology annotation, molecular function: transmembrane transporter activity.